AUGGCAACCUUUCUCACCAAGAAGAUUAUUGUUGCUGCUUCCUCAGCUUCUAAGAAAGUUAAGAAGUUGGCCCAAAAACCAAAGACUCCUUCACCUUCCAACUCUGGUAAUGAUGAUGAGCAGAAUGCUGAUGAGGAAGACGAAGAUCAGCGUGAAGAUUCACCCAGGACUGAAGACUUUCUGAACAUUCAAUUCAAGGGGUUCAAGGAAGCUAAUCAAAUCAUGAAUGAGUCUACUUUGGCAGACUUUCUAUUCAUGAAUCCAUACGAUUGGAUCUCCUUGUUCUUGAUUGUGAUGAAAGAUGAACAAAAAUGCGAGCCCGUCUUUGCCAAUUUGAAAAAGGAUGCUUAUUUGCUACAUCCUGUAGAUUGCGAAGAUGGAUGUAGAGAUUGCUUUUGUUCUGAAGAAAAGGCCAACUUUGAAGCCAGAAGAGGACCAAAGGAUCUUCAUAAGCUAAAGGUUGGAAAAUUAGAAAGGAGUAUUGGAGUGUAG
Messenger RNA from Lactuca saligna, 492 nucleotides. Lineage: Eukaryota; Viridiplantae; Streptophyta; Magnoliopsida; Asterales; Asteraceae. The record is from the annotation of a GenBank genome assembly.